GGAAGAUUUGCUCUAAACGUUAGAAUAUCGACAGUACGGCUCCCGCUAGAAUGAUUAUGAGACUUCAGGCUUCCAGAUGUUGCGCGUAAUGUCCACCAAGAACUUUUAGCUUUAUCAUUUACGACCGUUCUAUAUGCAUGAUUCGUUUUUAUCUCCUCCAUAAUGCAGUCCAUAUUCCCACUUUUUCGUCUCCUGUUGGCACUUGACUUGCUAAACUUAGUAGUCGCCUCUGAAGCCCAACGACCGAUCUACGCUAUCGCACAUCGAGUCCUGCGAAAAGAAGCAGUCACGGCCGCGCUUUCUCAUGGUGCGAAUGCAUUAGAAGUUGAUUUAACGGCCUGGUACUUCGACUGGUGGGCAGACCACGACGGAAAGCUGUUCAGUGCUGGCUCUACAGCACGCGAACUGUUCCAAUUCAUCGCACAGCAACGGUGGAUAAACAAUUACAAUAUCUCCUUCGUCUGGCUGGAUAUCAAAAACCCUGAUUUCUGCCAAAGGCAUCGACGCUGCUCUAUCGAAGCCUUGCGUGAUCUAGCUCGAGAAACUCUCGAACCUGCAGGUAUACGGGUGCUUUAUGGCUUUUUCCAAACAGCGGAGAGUCGCGGGUUUAAAGUGAUCAGAGACGGGUUGAACCCGAAUGAAGCGAUUGUGUUGAGUGGUGAGACGAACACUAUUUUGCAUUUGUACAACAGCACCGGAAGUGGUAUACCAGUGCCGCAGAUGGUUAUGGAUUUCGGUGAUUCGUGGCUUAGGAAAGGGGUCGACCUCUACCCAGAGCUUCGGUAUGGAAGUUGGGAGCGCGACCAAGGGAAACUUGGAAAGGUCUUUAGCUGGACUAGUGCGCAGGGUGAUACUGAAAUGGUGAAGUAUCUACUUCGCGAGGCUGGCAUUGAUGGGCUCAUAUAUGGAUAUCAGACUGAUGAGUAUAACGAUAUGAGUGGCCCGAAGUCUGCUCUGAAGGAUAUUGUGGACUUUGUUGAGACUCAUUCAGAUACCCAUAGGAUGGCCACACAGGAUGAUGCUCCUUGGUAAUCGAAAAAGUAUUAUGUAUCUUCUCCCCCUGUUUCAUUGUUUUUAUGUAGUUUCUCACGUCAAUGAAGGAAUGAUUUACUCAACAUCA
Molecule: messenger RNA, 1120 nt
Organism: Aspergillus pseudotamarii
Lineage: Eukaryota; Fungi; Ascomycota; Eurotiomycetes; Eurotiales; Aspergillaceae
Product: glycerophosphodiester phosphodiesterase family protein
Exons: 1
Coding region: 163-1032 (289 amino acids)
Biological process (GO): lipid metabolic process
Molecular function (GO): phosphoric diester hydrolase activity
Source: RefSeq, a predicted model, not a curated record